Messenger RNA from Acaulospora colombiana, 1116 nucleotides. NCBI's taxonomy places the organism in Eukaryota, Fungi, Glomeromycota, Glomeromycetes, Diversisporales, Acaulosporaceae. The record is from the annotation of a GenBank genome assembly.
AUGAAGCUCAAGAAGAUUGCCCCAACUGCCCCGGGGUCUGCUGAAGAGGCUGCACUCUUGGCUAAAAAGUACGGCGGUCAAGUGCCCCUCGCUGGCUCUGGCGGCUUUGGUCGCAAGUUUGCUACACCUCCCAGUCCCAAGAACAAUGACUUGUUCUGGACGCAGGAAAUCGUUGCAGAUGGUGGCCAUGGCGUGCCCCUAAGUAACUUUAUGAAUGCACAGUAUUUCGCUGAAAUCACUUUGGGAACUCCCCCACAAACUGUAAGUCGAUUAGUCAAUGUUAUGCUGCGCAUUGCCUGCGGGGAAGAUCACGUGCUGACGCGGCUUUUACCAGUUCAAGGUGGUCCUCGAUACUGGUACGACUCUGGAGCUUCCUCCACAUAUAAGGCCAAUGGAACAUCGUUCGCGAUCCGUUAUGGCUCUGGCUCUCUUGAGGGAUUCGUCUCUCAAGAUACCAUGACCAUUGGUGACCUCACGAUCACGAAGCAGGACUUUGCUGAAGCUACCAAGGAGCCAGGUCUCGCCUUUGCUUUCGGCAAGUUCGACGGCAUCUUGGGUCUCGCCUACGACACCAUCUCAGUUAACCACAUUACCCCACCAUUCUAUAAUGCCAUUAAUCAAGGUCUCUUGAGCGAACCAAUCUUCACCUUCCGCAUGGGCUACUCUGAGGAUGAUGGAGGAGAAGCUGUCUUCGGCGGUAUCGACCACAGCCAUUAUACUGGCAAGAUCGAAUACGUUCCAGUCAGGCGCAAGGCGUACUGGGAGGUUGAGCUUGAGGGUAUUGCCUUUGGCGAUGACGAGCUAGAGCUCGAGAACACCGGUGCUGCCAUCGACACUGGUACCUCGCUCAUCGUCAUGCCCUCCACCAUCGCGGAAAUGCUUAACUCCGAGAUCGGUGCCAAGCGCUCCUGGAACGGACAAUACACCUUGCCAUGCGAGAAGGUCCCUUCGCUUCCCGACUUCACCUUCAUGUUCAACGGAAAGCCAUACCCAAUUGCCAGCACUGACUACGUCCUUAACCUCGGCAAUCAAUGCGUCAGCGCCUUCACCGGCAUGGACCUCAAUGUGCCCGGCGGUGACCUGUGGAUCGUCGCUCCUCCCAGGCAUGAGUUGUGA